Molecule: messenger RNA, 1639 nt
Organism: Gymnogyps californianus (California condor)
Lineage: Eukaryota; Metazoa; Chordata; Aves; Accipitriformes; Cathartidae
Gene: CCNO
Product: cyclin O
Biological process (GO): mitotic cell cycle phase transition; regulation of cyclin-dependent protein serine/threonine kinase activity
Cellular component (GO): centrosome; cytoplasm; nucleus
Molecular function (GO): cyclin-dependent protein serine/threonine kinase regulator activity
Source: RefSeq, a predicted model, not a curated record
AUGCUCUAUAAGACGACAGUGUGGACUGCCGUGAACAGAGAGAGGGCACCGUGCUCGGCGCUGUUCUCUGGAGGUCGCGGUCCUACGGCGACUCCACCGCAGCCGGCUGACCCGGUGGAAAGCGUUGGAGAAGAGCCAGGCCUUUUGGUAACUCGGUUCCUUUUUGGCCCGGUUGCGGAUUUUGUUUUGGAGACGACGCUCCCGGCAGUGCCCAGCCGGCCUCCCCGCGGCGGGCGGGGCGGGGCGGGGGGGCCCGGGAGGCGGGCGGCGAUGGCCCCGGGGCCGCCCCGCCGCUCAAAUAGCCGCCGCCGCCGCGCCUGGCAGCGGAGCCGGCACGGCCGCCCGGCCCCCCACCCCAUGGUGACGGCGGCGAGCGGGCGGCGCGGCGGCACUCCGCAGCGGCGGGGGCCCGGCCGCUCCCCCGGCCGCUGCCCGCGGCGCCCGGCACGGCGGCGGCGCCCGGGGACGGCGGCGGCGGCGGCGAGGGAGAGGGAGAGCCCGCAGGAGCUGCAGGCGUUCCGCGAUUACGGGGAGAGCUGGUACCGCUCCCGCAAGGGGCUGGAGAGCCGCUUCCAGCCGCGGGAGCCGCUCGCCCGGCAGCCGCAGGUGACGGCGGAGGCGCGCUGCAAGCUGGUCAGCUGGCUCAUCCCCGUGCACCGGCACUUCGGCCUCUCCUUCGAGGCACUCUGCCUGGCCGUCAACAUCCUCGACCGCUUCCUCGCCACCACCCCCGUGGCCGCCGACUGCUUCCAGCUCCUGGGGGUGACGGCGCUGCUCAUCGCCUGCAAGCAGGUGGAGGUGCACCCCCCCAGCGUGAAGGAGCUCCUCGCCCUCUGCUGCGGCGCCUUCACCCGCCAGCAGCUCCGCAACCUGGAGUGCAUCGUCCUGCACCGCCUGGGCUUCGACCUGGCGGCGCCCACCGUCAGCUUCUUCCUGGAGCACUUCAGCCGGGUGCGGCUGGAGGCGCGGGGGGCCGACGCGGGGGAGGCGGCGGACGCCAGGAGCCUGGGGGGCGUCGCGGAGCUCAGCCUGGCCGACUACGCUUUCACCAAAUACGCCCCCUCCCUGCUGGCCGCCGGCAGCCUGGGGCUGGCGGACCGGCUGCUGCGCCACCGCAGCCCCCUGGACCUGCGGGUCAGCGGCUACCCGGAGAGGCUCCUGCGGGACUGCAUGGACCAGCUGCAGCUCCUGGUGUCCCUGAACGGGCAGUCCCUGCCGCUCCUCCUGCCGCCGGAGGUGGCCCAGAAGUGCCCCUGGCUGCGGGGCGGCCGCUGACUGCGGGGUGAUAACGGCGGAGCCACCCAUCACUUGGACCUGUGGCGACCGCAGUGUUUGCCUCGGCCUAUGAGCUGAGCUGGCUCCGUGCCGACUCCGUGCUGGCUCGUCGUUUCUGCUCCACAGAGUUGAUGUAGAGUCUGAUCCGCUAAGCGUUAGUGUCAUGGGAGUUUUGAAAAUUAGAUCACGUUUUGCACACGAUGUUACUGUAUGUCAGUUGCACUGUCCCUUUGCUGUUUUUUUACAAUCCAGCGUGUAAAUAAUAUACAGAAUCUCAAGUACUGUAUUAUUUAUUUGGAGGGUGGUCCAUAAAGGUAGCGGUGCAAGGACCGAAUGAACGUUGAAUAAACUCUUUUCUACUUGU